GGGAGACGACCUACGGUACUUGUGGCUUCCAGCAAGGCCCGCAUUUAGGACGGUGGCGGACGGUAGCGCCGCCGGCAGCUGCCCCGCGGGAGGUGAGGCUGCCCUCGCCAGGCUGGCGGCCCCGGAAGGCUACUUCCAUGUGCCGGCGCCGCCGGGCAGGCAAGCGGCAGCCUCCGCGAUGAGCCGGGCGCAGCACAGUAAGCUAGCAGUCGUUUGCCUACUCUGCCUGGGGCUCGCGCGCCUCCCGGCGGCGGCCGAAGUGGGGGAGAGGUCGCCAACGCGCGUCGGCAAACCGCGUCGGCGCGCGUCGGGACCGCGUGGGCGCCGACCGCGUGGGCGCCGACGGCAGCCGCGGGCAGACCUCCCGUCGGGGAUAGCGCAAAGAUCAGCAUACGCGCGCGUCGGCGGACCGCGCGGGGGAGCGGGCGCCAACGCCAGCCGCCGGGUCGUGUGGCCGCUCCGGGGCACCGGCCGGACUUACGUCCACAUCGUCGGAACGCGCUUCUGCCUGAAACAGGGCCACAAUGCGGCGCUCGUCGAGGCGCGUCUCCUGCUCUUCGAGCGCAUCUGCGUACCGACGAUGGCGCAGCAGUCGACGAACCGCUUCGUCUGGCUCGUCAUCGUCGACGAGACGCUGGCGCCCAGGCACCGCCGGCGCCUCACGACCCUUCUCGCCGCGCACCGGGGACCCAAGGACUUCCGCGUCGUCUCGCUCGACCGCUCGACCGCCAACCGCGACCUGCGCGCCCAGGGCCACCACGCGUACGGCCUCGCGCGGCUGCGGCAACCGAGUAUCGUCGCGGACUACGUCCUCACGACCGUCCUCGACGCCGACGACGGGCUACCAUAUCAAGCGCUCCGGAUGAUCCGGGAGCAGGUCGCUGACGCGGUCCGGCGCGUCCAAAGGAACGCGACCCUGCUCGAGCACAAACUCGUGGCGGUCGCGUGCUACACGGCCGCCCUCAACUGGCAGCCGUCGACGCGGCGGCCGGCGGGCGCGCUGAACCUUCACAAUGAAUCCAUGUGCAUCACGCCGGGCCUGACCCGCGUCGUCCCAUUUUCGCAGCCAAUGGCCCUCGGAAAUUCGAGUUCGUCGAAUCAUGCUUUACUAAAGUCCCGCUGGCCCGGCGCCAAGACCUGCACGCAACGGUCCCCGCGGCAUUCCGGGACACGGUCGGCCGCGGCGAUCCCGAUCCGGUCGCGGACGGCGACGUCGAACGGGAUGCGCGACGUCGUGCGCGCCGCGGACGUCCCUGCUUCCGACAUCUAUCGGUGGCGUCCGACGCUGCUGGCGCAAUUUAACAUCACGACGGGCGACCUCAAGGCCACGAACAAGGGCCUGACCUUGAACGAAGCCGCGAUCGCGCGGGCGCAGAUGCGGAGCAACUGCCACGACGGCUGGAGCUGCAAGGACUACGCGCUGGAGCUGCUCAGGAACAUGAGUCGGGGCGCGCGGCGCCUCGCCGCACUGGUGGGACCACCGGUGGGACCUGGCUGGCGAGGUCGCCUACACCAGUCCCACGCCGGCCAUUGCCGCCACUGGAUGCUCACGGACACCGUCGUAAUGUGAGAAACAGUUA
Pelagomonas calceolata is the source of this 1580-nucleotide messenger RNA. The record is from the annotation of a GenBank genome assembly. NCBI's taxonomy places the organism in Eukaryota, Pelagophyceae, Pelagomonadales, Pelagomonadaceae.